UAUCUUGUAUUUCUAGCAUCUUUUUCUUUGGUAGCAGUUGAAUUUGCGCUGACUUGACUGACGUGCUUGCUGAAAAAGAAAAGCUAGGCUAGGCCUACUUGUUUACUUGUGGUAGUCCCUCGAAUUGAAGUCUUUUGUAGAAGGGCUAUCUGACUUGAGGAAUUGAGGAUAAUUGAUUGAUUCAUUUGUUUUUUAUUUUAGGCAAAUUACUGGUUCUUUCACUUUGAUAUGGGAGUGGAGGUUGAAACUUUGAAAGCAGGUGAUGGCUCCAACUUUCCCAAGAAAGGUCAGAUGGUAGUAGUUCACUACACAGGAAAAUUCAAGGAUGGAACAAAGUUUGACUCAUCUCGUGAUCGUGGCAAGCCCUUUAAAUUUUCCUUAGGAGCAGGUGAAGUGAUACGAGGAUGGGAUGAAGGUGUCGCACAGAUGAGUUUAGGACAGAGAGCUAUUCUGACAUGUCCCCCUGAGUAUGCAUAUGGGGCCAAAGGACAUCCAGGCGUUAUUCCACCAAAUUCAACCUUAUUCUUUGAUGUGGAACUUAUUGGAUUUGACUAAAAUAUACUUGUCUACUUGCUGCACAGUCUCUCCAAGUUUUUUUUUUUUUUUUUAUUAAUAUUAAUAUUAAUCUCUGAAUUCAUUCUCAUCCAAUGGAACAUUAGUGAAUAACGAUGAGACAAUAUUAAUAAUAUUAUUAAUAAUAUCUGAAUUUUCUCAUCCAAUGGAACAUUAGUGAAGAUGAGACAUCAUAUUAAUACUAUGUUAGAAAGGUUUUGCAUGCGAACAAAAUAAUGCGUGUAUGCAUACGUUUAGCUACCCGUAACGGCUUGUAGAAUUUCUGGGUUAGCUUAGGGCCUACAGUAGCUAGGCCUAGGCCUAUACUCCAUCUUCUUCUCUCAUCAUGCUUCUCAAAGUGUUAGUAUGUAAGGUUUUCAAAAUUGAAAUUGGUAUACUAAAUAAUACUCCUUCUUUGUUGUCCAGAAUAUUUGGUUAUUUGUGAUAGGCCGCCCUUUUUAUGACCCAAAAAUUCUUGGCUACAAGCUAGGCCUAGGAGUACAUGAAAAUCCCAACACCACCAAGGUCCAAGCACUGACAUUUUGAUACUUCAAAAUGAGACGCAUCCUAUCAUAAUUUACGGUCUUCAAAUGUCAAAAAUUGGCAUGAAGUAUUCAAAGAUAAAUUUAUUCUUUACACUUAACUAUAAAAAAAUUUGAGAAAAAAAAAACCAAAGAUCCUGCUAGAAAUCCAAAAUUUUCCUACGCGUUUUUCAUUUACGUGUGAGCAAGGUAUACAUGUCGUCCGCACACUUAGUGGAUAGCAACUGGCGUGUGAUGUCAUAAAUGAUGACGCAUCCAUCACACUGACCGUAUGGGUUCGAAUGCGAAACCUCCCUAUAAAUAAUAAUGUAUUGAUAUUAAUAUCAAUACCAAUACCAAUACUGAUAUCUGAAUAGUCUCAAUGGAACAGUAGUAAAUAUAGGAUGAGACAACAAUGGAGCACCAGCUAUUUCAGUUUCAAGGCUACUUAUCAGCUGGGUAUUGUGGUAGAAAUUUUAUAACCUUUUGGACCGCUUUGGAUAAUACGUUCAUGCAUCCAUACUCAAAUGCUGAAAUACUAAAAAUGAUAUGUUGAUGGUACCCUCCUGUUCAUUCCUAAAUUAGUCGCAGCCAUGCAAUUUCUGGACUUGCUUAAUUAUAUUCACCCUGCCAUAACUUUCACGAUGUAAAAUGCUGUGAACAAUUCAAUUCCUUUUCUAGGAAUGCAAAUCACAAAUUUAUUAAUGAAAUUGCGGCAGACAAUAUAUACUUAUAGAAAACCAACAGACACAUGUGGCCUAUUACUACACUACGAAAGUCAUGUAGACAACAAGUAAAAGAAAUCACUGUCAUCAAGUCGUUAAAUUUUUAAAGAAAUGCUAAGCUAAGCUCUUUGUCUAUGAGAGGGAUUAAUUAUCCCUGCACUGCUUUCAACUUUAACCUUUUAGCUUUAUUGGCUAGACAGUGAUUUAACUUUGUGUCUCACUUGAACCUGAGAAUUCAUUCGAGUCAAAACGUUGUGAGUGUAAAAUGUAGCAAUGUAUUUGUGUAAUUUUGUGUCAAAUAAUCCUCAUUUAACCUUGUUGAAAUAGUUGGUUACAAUAAUCUAAUGGCAUGAUCAAGUGGAAGUGAAUGAUAGCAAAAUUUAGCCUAAUUUUAAUGUUCUAUUGAUCAGCCUCCCAGAAAGGGUAUAGAUGUCAAUUUAGGGUUUCUUAAAAAAUGUAAAAGCUAAAACAUUUGAUUGAAAAAUGAUGCAGGAUUAUAGCUUUAUUUUCGCCACAUAUUCAAGAUCUAAUAUCGAAAAAAAAGUAUAUUACAAUUUAUUCUAAUUUUCUUCAACCAGCAUGUUUUUUGUGAAUUUUUAGUUUACCCAGUACAACGUGAGUAGUGUUGUGCAUUCAGAAUUGAUAACAUAGUUGAUAUUUUAUUUUUAUGUUUAUAUUAAAAAGUAAGUCUGAGGAAGACAGAUUGUCCAGAUUUAAAACCAGGAAAAAUGAUUUUUAUUAGAGUUUAACUUUGUUAAUGCAGACAAUUAAGACAGAUACUGUACAUUCUGUACCAGUUCCAUAAACCCAAGCUCUUGCUUUUGGUCUCCUACUAGAUCCAGUUCCAUAAACCCAAGCUCUUGCUUUUGGUCUCAAAUUCUUCUUAGUAUAAUAAAUCCUGUGAUGGGAAAUUUUUAGAUUUUAAAGGUGGACAAGCACCUAGGUCCAAAUUUUGACUGUAUCAUGUUGUAUUGUUGAUCGACAAUAAAUAUUUCUUGAUUCCUUGA
Molecule: messenger RNA, 2805 nt
Organism: Anneissia japonica
Lineage: Eukaryota; Metazoa; Echinodermata; Crinoidea; Comatulida; Comatulidae
Product: 12 kDa FK506-binding protein-like
Exons: 5
Coding region: 229-555 (108 amino acids)
Molecular function (GO): peptidyl-prolyl cis-trans isomerase activity
Source: RefSeq, a predicted model, not a curated record